Cylindrotheca closterium is the source of this 2181-nucleotide messenger RNA. The record is from the annotation of a GenBank genome assembly. NCBI's taxonomy places the organism in Eukaryota, Bacillariophyta, Bacillariophyceae, Bacillariales, Bacillariaceae.
AUGGCUGAUCUCGAUCUUGGCAUUGACUUCAGUCUUGAAUCCUUAGAGAAAGAGCUGCAGUCUCUUGAAAGCUCAUUGGAAGAUUUGGAGAAAAAGAAGCAUGCGCUCGACCGAGAAGUAGACGGAUCUCAAUUUAUUUCACCAGACGAAGAGGAAAAGACAGUCGAACCAGAAAAGCCAUUGGCAGUGCGAUGGAAUGAGUUGGCCAUGGAAGUAGAUUCAUUGGUGCUGGCCCAGGAUGUUUGUGAGUGGAUACGGAACUUUUCAGAAAAGGCAAAGAAACAAGGCGGGAUGGAUAUUCUCUUGGAGUCUGAAAUGUGCACAACUUUGGCCGACUUGAUAUUGAAAUAUCCAAACAUAUUGGAAAUGGCACCACAAGUGUACGGCGAUCACUAUCUGGUCCUAUAUGAUUACUGCUACGACAGUCUCAUUCUGCUAUUAAGAGGAGAAUUAUCUACUCACCGGUAUCCGAAGGACUGCCGAAAGCUCAUCAAAAUGGCCAAAAAGCCCAAUAGUUCCAUUCUCGCAAUCUGCAAACAAUUAUCGUGGCUCGAGCAGUCCCACCAUUCUGUGUUGAGGGCCAUUGAGGGGCGCACACAGCCUCCAUCCCCGCCCAUUGUGCUCACCGAACUCUUUGCACCUCUGGUUCAAAAGGUGCGCUUCCACUUUGUCGACGGAUCCAAGGAACGCAUCACCUCUACUCGUGUGGAUCGACUGCCCGAAUGGUUGUUGACCUACUUACGCGAAAAUGUUUUGCAAGAAAAGGGACCCUUUUUCUUGGCCAUGAUACUACUGCAAGAAGCUGCUGGUGACGAAGGGGCCCUCCUUUUUCUCAAUGAGUUGGUCCGUUUGGUUCAGUGGGUGUUUUCCAAGCGGAAUUUUUUUCGGGAUCCGGGUGUUGCAGGGCCACAGUCCAAUCCAAUGCUACUCUAUAGUGCCAUGGAACACCUUAUUCGGUUUGACAAAGCACUGCAGCAAUGUCUGCCUCCGACGGGAUCUGACUCACCAGAAACACUUCUCGGCUGUAUGGAUUUGCUAGUGACAUCCGACGAAGAUUUGAUGGACUGGUGGAUCCAGAGGGAGAAAGAAUCCAUGUUUUCCACCCUCAUGGACCAAGAUAGCACUGACUCGAUUCCCAAGCCCCUUCCGAAUUUCAUUUCCCCACGUGCUGAAGUCUUUUGUGCACUAAUUCGAAGUACUCAAUACAAGGCGUCCGUAUUGAAUGCUCCGAGGAAAUACUUGCGGGAGGUUGCUGUUCCCUUGUGUUCCCAGUUUGUUGAUGCCUUACACGAACGGAUCAAUAGUCUAAAACGUCGACUGUUCAACUACUCGAACAAGCGAAGAAUUGUAAGUGGCCUUGCACCCCGUGACGAGUUGAAGGCCUCUAUAUUCGAGUGGAUUGAAGUCAUCAAUGGAGCGAGAUUGGCGGCCGACCUCCUGGGACGGCAAGACUCGUGGCAACAAGAAGAAUCGGUUGCCGCAAGUCAAAGUGACCACGAUCUGGCAAGGUUCGGUCGGUCCUUGGAACGACUGAACGAAGUCAUGAUUGAUGAAUUCUUGGUAUCCUUCGUCGAAACGAUUCUGUUGGAACACGCCAAGUGCGCGUCGUACAUUAUGAUGGCACAGCAUCUACUUGCCACUCAAGAGUGGGAGGAAGAUGGAUCCGACUUGUCGGUAGAACUGAGAGAAACAAAAUUGGCUCUGGAAAUCCUUCGGACGGGUUGCAAUGAGGUCGUCAAUGCUACUGACGAUGCAACGGGAGCUUCACAAGCACCAAGUCCAUUUGCGUUUGCACCGGUUGUUAUGCAGGAACAAGUCAUGGAGCGACUGGCUCACAAAUUCAUGGAAGUGGCAAUGGACGUUCACAGCAUGACACCCGAGAUUUGGCAAACGGGAGCAAGGGUCUUUGCCAGAGAUGUUCAUGUUCUCUUCUUUGGAGCUCCAUUUCCACUUUGUCAACGAUUGCUGGAUGUUGCCAUUCUAAUGACCGUGGACAGCAAAGUGGCGCAUAGCCUGUUUCUCGCACUUGUAGGCCUCACAGGUGCGCGGAGACUGUCCAUGGACGAUUUUAUAAAUGAUGAGAGACUCUUUGACGAAGCGGUUAGCAUGAUUCGAGCAAAAGGGUUCAAUAGACUCGAGCUAUCUGACGUCAUUUCUGUCUUGGGUCGACGAAGAGACUGA